AUGGUCAGGGACAGAGACAGGGGUCGGUCGGUCCUCAGGGGUCUGUCGGUGACAUCUCCUGCUGCAGCUCGCCGGCCGGCCGCCAGCUCAGGUCAGCCGUCCCAGCAGGCCGUUGGCUCUGGCAGCAGUUACCAAGGUGACAGCAUGUCAGCGCAGGCCCACAGCGCCGCUGAGGGGAACCCCCGCCACCUGGGGAGCGCACUUUUCCGCAGACUGAGACCAUUAUGGGAAACACUUCGGUCUCAGAUCCAGAUCCUCUUCCUCUCAGACGGGCCGGGGAAGGGCUGGCAGCUGCGUCUCCAGGCCCCAUGUCUCCUGAACCUGCUGGUGCAACAGAAGCAACCACAGCAGCAAGCAGCAAGCAGCAGCAUCGGCUCUGGUCCGUUCAGUUUGACACGUGACUCUGACGUAAAACAACUUCCGCCGGUGACAUUUCCGCUGUCAGCAAAGAUGGCGGCGCCUGGUGUACGCACCGUGGGAAGAGUGAGCUCCUUUCUGGGAAAAUGUGGGAAUUGCAGCUCGAGUAUCAACACAGUCACGUCGCAGCUGAGCCGGCAGGUGCUGAGCAGGCGGAUAUGUGUUAGCUCUGCCCUGCACAGGAAGAACCUGGCGGCUGCAGGACCAGAGAAGUUCUCGGUAGAGUACAUCCAGAAACAGGUGGAGGAGUACAACAUCGGGAAACGACACCUGGCCAACAUGAUGGGAGAAGACCCUGACAACUUCUCCCAGGAGGACAUAGAUAGGAGCAUCACCUACCUCUUCCCCUCCGGCCUGUUUGAGAAGAAAGCCCGGCCCAUCAUGAAGCAUCCAGAUGAAAUCUUUCCAAGGCAGAGAGCCAUCCAGUGGGGAGAGGACAGACGGCCUUUCCACUUCCUGUUCUACACCGGCAAACAGGCCUACUACACCCUGAUGCAUGAAUUAUUCGGCAAAAUCCUGAACAUAGAGAAGCACCAAGACCGCCUGCGAGCCAAAGGACUCUUCUCCAAAGACGUCAAGCAGAUCACUCUGGGAACAAGCAGGUGGCUCCUGAAGGAGGAACUGGACGUGCUGCUGGUGGAGACCAUCUCCGCUGACGAUUACAAUCGCUUCAUCCAGCUGAUGGAGCGUCUGCUGUCGCUGCCGUACAGCGCCACCGAGGAGGAGUUUGUCCUGCGUUACCGUCAGCAGCUGGAGGCUCAGUCCAGGAAGCAAAUGGUGCCACAGCUGGAGAAGGAUGAGAGGGGCGUGGCCUUCAGCACCUCAGAGGGUCGAAGGAAGACGUCGAACUCCUCCGUGGUUCUGAGAGACUCUGGCUCAGGACGGAUCACCGUCAACGGUCAGGAAUACCUGCACUACUUCUCCGUCCUCCAAGACAGAGAACAGCUGAUGUUCCCGCUUCAGUUCAUGGGCAUGCUGGGACGCUUCGACCUGGAAUGCACCGUGAGUGGCGGCGGGCGGUCCAGCCAGGCGGGGGCGCUGCGGCUCGCCAUCUCCCAGGCUCUGCUCAGCUUCCUGUCUGAAGGAGAGAUAGAGAACAUGAGACAAGCUGGUCUGUUGACCCCUGACCCGAGAGUGAGAGAGAGGAAGAAGCCGGGUCAGGAGGGAGCGAGAAAGAAAUUCACCUGGAAGAAACGCUGAGGAGGAAGAAGAAGAGGAAGAGGAAGAAACUCAAAUAUGAAACAUUCAGACUGACUUCUUUAUUCACCUCAGUGAGAACAGAUGCUCUUCAUGUCGCUCGUGUGUGAUUUUAGUUUAUUUAAGGCUCUUUGAAGAACGACCAGCCGAACGUCUUCAUACACUCUCACACGGCUGCCAUGUUUUGAAGAUGCAGGAGCUGCAGUUUGCUCCGUCGGCCAGCAGAUGGAAGUCUGUGUCAAGGAAUGAAUGAACGGGUUGAACAUGUUUAUCAGUGUAUGAAUCAAUAAAUUAACUGUUUUUUUUCUCAUAA
This is a messenger RNA of Scomber scombrus (Atlantic mackerel), 1927 nucleotides long. It is a transcript of the gene mrps9, whose product is annotated as mitochondrial ribosomal protein S9. Gene Ontology annotation, biological process: translation. Gene Ontology annotation, molecular function: RNA binding; structural constituent of ribosome. The record is from RefSeq and is a predicted model, not a curated record. Bases 1 to 1617 code for a protein of 538 amino acids. Gene Ontology annotation, cellular component: mitochondrial small ribosomal subunit; ribosome. Lineage: Eukaryota; Metazoa; Chordata; Actinopteri; Scombriformes; Scombridae. The transcript has 15 exons.